Molecule: messenger RNA, 3119 nt
Organism: Linum tenue
Lineage: Eukaryota; Viridiplantae; Streptophyta; Magnoliopsida; Malpighiales; Linaceae
Source: the annotation of a GenBank genome assembly
CCAAACACACGCAAAAGAAAUGGUCAAGAUGGUGGAAUAUGGUGGCAAUUUCUUUUGCUUGGGGCCAUGUCUCUCAUUUGCUUGUAGUUUCCUUUUGACUAUCCAUUUGCUUUUUUGUUCUCACAAUUUCUUCUACCUGUAAAAAAAAAAACGUUGAAAAGAGAAAAAAAAGGAUAAAAACAGAAAAUUCGUUUUCCGAGAGAGUGAUCUUGGUCUACGGAGUCCUCGCAACUGUGACACAGUCAAUAGCUUGCUGCAAGUUUGACACCACCACCGGCCUUCUCUUCUACGCCUCUCGUCUCAGUCUUCCCCUCUCUCUCUCUUUCGUUAAAGUCCGAGCUCUGCUACUAGAGGGAUCUCCGUCCUCUAGCUGUUUUGUUUGACUUGGGCCGGGGGGCGUUGAUGGGUUGGAGCUCAAUCGGCGAUCGUAAUUGGUGCUGGGUGAAUUUUGAUGUGAUGAGGGAGGGCUCCAUUUUCAGCUUGGAUGUGGGAUAUGUCGAUCUUUUGGUUUCAGCUUCAUAGAUAGGGUGGUUAGAACUUUGAAGUUCAUUGCUAGGCUUGCUGUAGGCUGUAACAUUUUCGUUAGUGAGGGUUUCUCGUUUCUGGGAAAAGAGAUUGAAUUAAUAGGUAGUGGUUCUUUUUGGUUAUAUGAGAAAUUGAGGAGGAUAGUUUGUGGUGAUUGAAGGAGGCGUCAUGGGGGGCCUUUGCUCGAGGAGUUCUACUGUAGAUAAUGCUCUCGGAGGAGGUCUUUCUCAUGUGAACGGUCAUUCGAAUGAGCAUGGUUUGAUUUAUCAGUCUGGUGAAGUGAAAGUAAGUAGCAGCACGACGCCUCCAGUAAUCGUAAAUGUAGGGGAUAAGCAACAGGGAGAACAACUGGGUUCAUCGACGGAGUUAAGCGUGGUUCCUAUCGGGAUGAGUCCAGAAGAUAUGUAUGAUGGUAUUCCACGCUUGGCAAGGGUGCUGUCAAACAAAUCUAGAUCGACCAAAACAAAGCAAGCAGCCGUUGCAAAGGUUUCAGAAGUGAGUUCCCUUCUAGGUAGAGCGGGUACCGCUGGUCUCGGUAAAGCAGUGGAAGUAUUGGAUACACUUGGUAGUAGCAUGACAAAUCUCAAUCCUAGCAGCGGUUUUACCUCGGGAGUAACAACAAAAGGCAAUAAAAUUGCAAUUUUGGCAUUUGAAGUUGCCAAUACAAUUGUUAAGGGUGCCAACCUUAUGCAAUCCCUUUCAAAGGAGAAUAUCAUACAUUUGAAAGAAGUGGUGCUUCCUUCAGAAGGGGUCCAAAACUUAAUAUCAAGAGAUAUGGAAGAAUUAUUGAGAAUUGCAGCAUCAGAUAAGAGAGAAGAAUUGACUGUUUUCUCUGGAGAAGUGGUACGUUUUGGAAAUCGUUGCAAAGAUCCACAAUGGCACAAUUUGGACCGUUAUUUUGAGAAGUUAGGCUCAGAACUUACACCAGAGAGGCAGCUUAGGGAAGAGGCAGAGACAAUGAUGCAGCACUUAAUGACUAUGGUUCAGUACACAGCAGAAUUGUAUCAUGAAAUGCAUGCUUUGGACAGAUUUGAACAAGAUUACCGACGUAAACUUCAGGAAGACGAGAACUCAAAUACUACACAGAGAGGAGACAGCCUUGCAAUUUUGAGGACAGAGUUGAAGAGUCAACGGAAACAUGUGAAGAGUUUGAAGAAGAAAUCGCUAUGGUCAAAGAUUUUGGAAGAGGUAAUGGAAAAGCUUGUAGACAUCGUCCAUUUCUUGCAUUUGGAGAUUCAUGAAGCCUUUGGUAGUGCAGAUGGCGAUAGACCAUUGAAAAAUUCAACGAAUAGUCACAAGAAGCUGGGCGCUGCUGGCCUUGCUUUGCAUUAUGCAAAUAUUAUCACUCAAAUUGAUACUCUUGUCUCUCGCUCGAGUUCUGUGCCCCCAAGUACAAGAGAUGCGCUGUACCAAGGGCUGCCACCUAGCAUUAAGUCUGCCAUGCGCUCCAAAUUGCUUUCUUUCCAGUUUGACGAGGAGCUCACCGUCCCUCAAAUCAAAGACGAAAUGGAGAAAACUUUGCGGUGGCUUGUCCCGAUUGCUGCUAACACAACCAAGUAAAAGUUUUACCUUCUACUUCCAUUAGAAGAACAUUUACUUUCAAAUAUUCAUGUUUGGUUGUAGCUCUUGCCUAUGUUGUUAGAAUCCUCAUUUUAGAUAUUAGAAUCUAAGCUUUCAUGUCCGCUCUUAUGUUUAUGAUUUUAUGUUGACCAGAGCUCAAUUUUACAUAGAAUUUCAAUUUUGACUUUGUCUGAACUCAAUGUUAACCAGAGCUCAUCAUGGAUUUGGUUGGGUUGGAGAAUGGGCAAAUACAGGGUCUGAAAUGAACCGAAAGCCAGCUGGGCAGAACGACUUGCUGAGGAUCGAGACUCUGCACCAUGCUGACAAAGACAAGACCGAAACACACAUCCUCCAACUGGUGGUGUGGCUUCACCACCUUGUCAGCCAAGCAAGAGCAGCCAAUGGCGGAAUCAGAUCACCUGUCAAAUCACCGAUGCGAUCCCCAAACCAAAAGACGAUACAGCUGACAGCACAAACCCCCAGCCCUCAGUCUCCGAUGCUGACAAUUGAAGAUCAAGAGAUGCUGAGGGAUGUAACCAAAAGGAAGAAACUGCCGGGGAUAAGCAAGAGCCAGGAGUUUGACACUGCUAAAACCAGGCUAAUGAUGAGUAAGCACCACAGGUUGACCAAGAGCAGCAGUCAUUCCCCUACCCGCGAAACCAAGAGAGACCCUUUCCCUCUCAGGAGACCAUCUUCAAUCCCUGUCAUCGACUUCGACAUCGACCGGAUCAAAGCCUUGGACGUGAUCGACCGUGUCGACACGAUUCGCAGCUUGUAGAGAUGGGUAGUGUAUGGUUGGUGGUAAUCUGUAAUGAGGUGCUGUGUGGUUGUGAUGGUGGAUUUUUGUUGUUGUGUUAGUGGCCGAAGAUGGUAUGUUUAGGAGUGGAUCGCAGAAUUAAUCGCGUUAAUGUAUGAUCGAUUUAGGGUUUUUAUUAUUACAGCUUCCUUUUUCUUGUUCCUCUGCUGUACAGAUGAACUUUUGUGAAGAGUCUAUGAACAUAGCAAAGGCCCUGCCUUUUCCUUUCAGGUCAUGC